Rhincodon typus (whale shark) is the source of this 5595-nucleotide messenger RNA. RefSeq names its product phosphoinositide-3-kinase adaptor protein 1 (gene pik3ap1). NCBI's taxonomy places the organism in Eukaryota, Metazoa, Chordata, Chondrichthyes, Orectolobiformes, Rhincodontidae. Gene Ontology annotation, cellular component: cytosol. Gene Ontology annotation, molecular function: phosphatidylinositol 3-kinase regulatory subunit binding; signaling receptor binding. The coding region runs from base 208 to 2664 and encodes 818 amino acids. The record is from RefSeq and is a predicted model, not a curated record. The transcript has 17 exons.
AAACUGCGAGCGGAGCUGACCCGAGGCUUGAAACUGACCGUUCUCCGGGAGUGAGCUGGACUCCGCGCUGUGCCUUAAGGACGGGGUUUGAUUCCGGGAUCCGAAGCGGCUGGAGCAGCCUGCGGGGGCGAGGGCGGUGCCCGAGGCUGUGAUGCCCCGGCUCAGGUGGUGAGAGCACGGCGGCGUUUCAGACGGAGUCCGGGAACCAUGUCCGCAGCAGCAGCAGGAAAAGAGGCCAGAUCUGAAGUUACAAUUCUCUAUGGAGAGGACGCAAACGAGUGGAGUGUUUACCUGGAAAGUUUGCUCACAGCAGCCUUUAAAGUUCUGCCAUACACAGUAAGCGAGCACACCUUGUUUUCAAGCCAGGAUUACAGCCAGUUUAGGAGAUGUAAGUGUCUCUUGGUUCUACUGUCGCCGCAGCUUGUGGAACUGUUGGCACUGCCCAAGCUGGAGCAGGGACUGCAGAGGGCACUACACCCCGGACACAAAGUGGUCCUGCUAUUUUGUGGAGUGACAGAAACUACAGAACUACAGAACUUGUUCAAAGACUGGCAGAAGUGGAAACAAGUAUCAUGUGACGAUGAGCCAACUGUUUUCAUCUCAGUUGUGGAAGAAGCCAUCAAUAAGGGCUACAGCAGAGACUCGGGCUGUGAUACAACAGAAUCUGAACCACCAGCUGAGCCUCAGGCCAAGGUGCGGAGUAACAUAGCAAAAUCCACUGUGGAGCCAUGUUCCCAAACUUUCAGAGAACCACAAGAAAAUACUGUGAAAGUUCUACCGGACAGGAUCCAAUGUGGGACCCCACAGCAGAUUUUUGUUAUUCUGAAGGUCAAACUGGACACCAAAGUAAAAUGUGAAAUUGACUUUGCAUUGGGUGUAAAGGCUUCUGUUCGUGUUCCAGCGGUGUUUGUUAAUGAGUACACAUUAUCCGCACAAACGCCAGACAUGCCUUCAGGAUUGAUUACACUCACUAUAUACUCAGGGGAUUUGAAAGUAAGCUCGGCAACUCUAGUUUACUACACUGACAUGGAAGAAAUUGAAAACCUCCUGAGGAAUGCUGUCAAUCCUGUGGAAUUUAUGUGCCAGGCUUUCCAUAUUGUACCGUAUAACAGAGAAACACUGGAUAAACUACUGACAGAGUCACUGAGGAGAAACAUGCCAGCUAAUGGAUUGCACAUAUUUGGAAUUAACCAGUUAGAAGAGGAUGAUCUAUCGACGACUCAGCGAGAUGAAGAGCUCCCAACCCUGCUUCACUUUGCAGCCAUGUAUGGUUUGAAGAACCUGACUGCCCUACUUCUGCAGUGUCCAGGAGCAUUGCAGGCUUACAGCGUGGCCAACAGACAUGGGGAUUAUCCAAACAACAUGGCAGAGAAGAAUGGGUAUGGAGACCUGCGGCAAUUCAUGGAUGAGUAUGUGGAGACAGCUGACAUGUUGAAGACUCACCUCAAAGAGGAGCUGUGCGGUGACAUUGAAGGGGAAGGGGAUGAAGAUCUGUACGAGUCCAUGGCAACUGUGUCCAAAGAUAUCUUGAUGAAGUGCACCUUGAACCCCGGCUGUGAUGAGGACAUCUAUGAGUCAAUGAUGGAAAUACUGCCUCCAACAGGGAUUAUGGACAGUGCCUAUGAGCCAAUGUCAAACCUGAUGGGAGCAGCCCAAGCACCUACUCGAGUUCCAGAUCCUUUUGGCUCCACGACCGAUUGCAUACUAAGGAAAUUCCUGCAAGGGAAUAAUGACGAGUCUGUGGACUGUGAUGGUCCUGGUGAAAUGGAAGAGGCAGACAUUUAUGAUACCGUGCCAGAUGAUGACUAUCGUCAAGAGACUACAAGCAGACCUCCACUCCCUGUCCCUCGCCAACACACUGUUCCUAAUGUCGAUGAUAUGAAGCCCUACAUUUCUAAAGUGUUCUGCAGUAAAGAGGAGAAGAGACCAGAGAACCUUUACACUACAGCAUUGCGUAGUCCUGCAGGUGGAUCCUCUGGUCCAGCAAUUCCACCACGCAACAAGCAGCCACUAUCUAGAGCUCCGUCCAGUGACUAUGAUCCAUUUGCGGGGAUGAAGACCCCUGGGCAGCGCCAGCUCAUCACCUUGCAGGAACAAGUGAAGUUAGGCAUGAUCAACGUGGACGAGGCUCUCCUGCAGUUUAAGGAGUGGCAACUGAACCAAAAACGCAGAUCUGAGUCAUUUCGGUACCAGCAGGAAAACCUAAAGAAGCUGCGGGACAGUAUCACACGGAGACAGAACAUCAAAGGGAAAUCUGGUAAACAUCAAGAGUUGGAGAUCACACUUCCUGCUCGAUCAAAUGACCAAAUUCCAGAGAGUGCAGAGUUUGGAGUUUAUGAAGAGAAUUCCAGAUUCAUUCCACCUUGCACAUCACGAGAAGGGAUACAGCGGGGGAUGUGGAAAACAGGAAGCACAUCUAGCACAGCAAGUAGUCUCAGCAGUCGAUCAAGUACACGGAGCAUUCUGAGUUUAAGCAGUGGAGCGGAGGGGGAUAAUGAGGACAAUGAGGCAGUGGACUGUGGGCCUGUGAGCAGGCCUUUGAGCCGACACUGUCCACCCAGUUUACCACCUCCUCGAAUUCCACCUCGCAUACCCCCCAGAAUCCCAUCCCAGGCUCCGGCGAAAGUCACUCCUGCUCCACCUGUGCCACCUAGAGGUCGAUAGUCACAUUUCAGGCACUGGGGGAAUCUGCUCCUCUUUCAAUAAUGCACCAUUUUAACAGAACCUUUCAACCACUUGGAGGGAGACCAGAGACAUUGUUAAAUUCCAAGUGCAGCUUCUAAGCUCAAUGUCUGCUGCGGUUUUUGUUUUUUUUGAUGGUACAUCCGAGUGUGGUUUUGCUGUGAAUUAGCCUGCCAGUCUAUUUAUUUGAUGUUGUAAAUGGUGAGCACCAUCUAGCUGCCAAUCCUGAAACGGUAGCUAAAUGUUUUGACAUGAAACAGAGAUGAUUGCUGUUAUUACUAGACUGUUAUUUCAAAGACCCAGGUAGUGCUCCCACAGAACCAGGUUCUAAUCCCACUAUGGCAGAUGGUGGAUUUUGAAUUCAAUAAAAAAUCUGGAUGACCAUGAAAUCUUUGCCAAUUGUUGGAAAAACCCAUUUGGUUCACUAAUGUCAUUUAAGCAAGGAAGCUGCUGUCCUUACCUGGUCUGGUCUACAUGUGACUCCAGACCCUCAGCAAUGUGGUUGAUUCUUAACUGCCCUCUGGGCAAUUGGGGAUGGGCCGUAAAUGUUGGUCCAAUGUCCCGUGAAUUAAUUUUUAAAAACUGGCUGGUGGGGAAAUCAGGGACAAAACUCAUCCAUACCUCAAAUCAAUGACCAAUUAAAUAAAUCAAGUUUAGAGCAAAUAAAGAACAAAUCUUCUUAAAGAAUGCACUUCAGACUGUUUGAGGAUCAUGUUCAAUGCUUCACCAAUGUAAAUUACAACUAAAGAUUAUCUGAAUGAUUUUGCAGAAUUAGGGUUUCUGCCUGCCUCUGUUUAAAGUUAGAAUGAUUAAGUCCUCAAUCCCACAAAUUCAGCAGGGAGUAAUAGGGUAUAGUACUUUUGAACCUAAAGGAAUUGCAGCCAGUGAUUCUCUGUCUGCCUGGGAACAAAGGGAGUCCCUAAUAUCUAAAAUCCUCAGACAAAAGCUUUCAACAGAGGGGAACAAAAUGACAAUAGAGAGCAGUGUGGAUGAGACCAUUCCCAUCUUCUGCCCCACUCUCAGAGAUGGGGUACUGUCAAAGGGAUUCUCACAGUAGCAUCAGCAUCAGGAGCUUCCUUGUCCCCAGGUGGUUUUGAUCCCUCCCUUCCUGUUUUGGGGGUCUAGUGGUAGAGUUGGAUGCUCGUGAACACUUUAGAAUUGCUGUUGUUAUAGGACUUAUAACCAGCUCUGAGCCAAACUGUCCAGUGCUUGAGGAGAAUGUGCGUGAGAAAGUGUGAGGGCUUGUGAGUGAGAGUGUGAAUAGGCUAUGUCAGUAUAUGUGGAUAGUAUAUGGAUAAUGUGUGCAUAGUGUGAGUGAGUGCCAGUAUGUGUGAGUUUGAAGAGUGUCAGUGUGGGGAAUAUGUCUGAGUAUGUCAGUGUCAGUGUGCCAUUGUUUGAAGUUUUUUUUAUCCCUAUGAUGUGGGUAUCUCUUGCUGGACCAGCCCCUUUAUUGCCCAUUCCUAACUGUCCUGGGAAAAGUGGUGGUGAGCUGCUUCUUGAACCACUGCAGUGCCUGAGGUGUAAGUAGACUGACAGUGCCAUUAGGAAGAGAGUUCCAGGAUUUUAAUUCAGCAACACUGAAAAAAACAGCAAUGUAUUUCCAGGUCAGGAUAGUGAGUGACUUGGAAGUGGAUUUGCAAGUGUUUGUGUCCCGUCCUGUGCUUCCCUUAACUCAUUAGGUGUUAGAUGUCACAGGCUUGGAAGAUGUCGUCGGCGGAGCCUCGGUGAGUAGCUGCAGUGCAUCUUGUAGAUGCUGUUAAUGGGCAUCAACAGUGAAGAGAGUGAAUGUUGAAGGUAAUGGAUGGGGUGCAAAAAAAAUCAAAUGGGAAGAUCAAUGUGCAAGUUAUGAGGACAGUGAGUGAAUGUACUGGUGUCAGUAUGAAUGUGUGUCAGUGAGUUAGUGUGAGUGGACAAUGUAUGUGAGUCAUUACUGGUUGAGGCUCAGUUUCACCUGAGGCUGUAAUGUUGUUCCUGAGUUAGUAACUGGUCAUGCUUGGGAGUAACCUGCCACCUGUGUAGUCCUAACAAAAUGGGUGACAACGGCCAAUUUAAACUCUGCUGCAAAUCUCACAGCUGAAGCUGAAUUGUUUGGUGCCUGUUUCAAAUCCAUGACAAAGUAUAAACAUGCACUUUGAUCAGCUGCAAUUAUACACAUUCCGAUCCACUGCAAUUUUUUUUUAACUGUAGUUGGAAUAACCUUUUUCUGUUUAAAUACAAUUGUGUUUGGAAAGUGCAAAAUGAAGUCCUGAAACUUAAACAUCUCUGGAAGUUGAAAGUUUUAUCUGUGAAUUUGGUGCUUGGUGAGAUAAAGAAUUUUAGUCACAGUGUAAGGCUUCCUUUGCGAAACAAAGUGCGUCACGCAAACCCCUAGAAGAAUAUUGUCCUCAUGUGAACUUGCUGCAGACAUUGUGUGACCGCUCAAUGUGAGUUUGCCUCAUUUGUGUCGUCCUUUGUUCAUUGGAAAGUUGGAAUCUUCAUGUGAGGAAGGAGAAAGACAUGAGAUGGAAAGAAGCUCAGGAGGUGGCUGUGAGCAGAGUGGUAAAGUGUACUCCUUACAGUCCGGAUGAUGAGAAGAUAAUCAGGAUUCAAAGAGAACACUUGGCAAGUGAUCAAGUGGUGAACUGUGAAGCUGGUCUGGUGAAUGAACUUUAACCUUGCUUCCAAUCCCAUGAAUUCUUAUCAUCUUGCGAAGUAGUUUUGACAUUUUUACAAGAUGACUUGCUGAUCAAUGAUUUAGAUCAGCUGUCUGCUGCAAUGAUCAAACUAAUCUUGAAGCUGAGGCCCAUCACCGUGCACUUUAAUCUUUAUUAAUCAUCUUUAUGCGUGGUCUGAAGAAUUUUGACACUUUAAGUGGAAGGUAUUGUGCUUUGUCAUUGUUCUGUACACCAAUAUUAAAUGAUUAUUAAAAUACAA